This is a messenger RNA of Empidonax traillii (willow flycatcher), 1401 nucleotides long. RefSeq names its product vacuolar protein sorting-associated protein 16 homolog. NCBI's taxonomy places the organism in Eukaryota, Metazoa, Chordata, Aves, Passeriformes, Tyrannidae. Gene Ontology annotation, molecular function: actin binding. Gene Ontology annotation, cellular component: cytoplasm; endosome; HOPS complex. The record is from RefSeq and is a predicted model, not a curated record. The transcript has 14 exons. Gene Ontology annotation, biological process: intracellular protein transport; vacuole fusion, non-autophagic; endosomal transport. The coding region runs from base 95 to 1393 and encodes 432 amino acids.
GGGAGGGAAGCGCCGGGAUCCCCCGGUCCCCAUCCCGGUGCCGAUCCCCAUCCCCAUUUCCCCGAUCCCUGUCCCCUUCCCCCGUCCCGGCACCAUGGAUUGUUACACGGCCAACUGGUACCCGCUGGGCGAGGAGGCCUUUUACCGGAAGCUGGAACUGUACUCCAUGGAAUGGGGGCUGCGGGAGGACCUGCGGGACUGUGUGGUGGCCGCUGCCCCGUACGGGGGGCCCAUAGCCCUGCUGAGGAAUUCCCGGAGGGACAAGGCCCCCAGCUCCCGCCCGCUCCUGGAGAUCUACUCGGCCUCGGGGCUGCUCCUGGCCAGUGUCCCGUGGAAGAGCGGCCGCCUGGUGCACCUGGGCUGGACGGCGGGGGAGGACCUGCUGUGCAUCCAGGAGGACGGGACUGUGCUGGUCUACAACCUGUUCUGCGAGUUCAAACGGCACUUCAGCAUGGGAAAUGAGGUGCUGCAGAACCACGUGCUGGAGGCGCAGGUUUUCCACACGCCUGUGCCCCCUGUCACACGCUGUCCCCCAGGGCUGCAGCAGCCCCCAGCGUGCUGGGCUGUGCUGUCCCAGGACAGGGUGACCGUGGUGCUCCUGGCCGUGGGACCGGAGCUCUUCCUGCUGGACAACACCUCCUGCUCCAGUGUGACUCCCCCUGGGCUGAGCCCCUCGGCAGGGCCGUUCCUGCACAUGGCUGUGUCCUUCAACCACCGGCUCCUCGCCCUGUUCUGCGACUCUGGGUACAUCUGGAUGGGCCUGGCCACGCUCAAGGAGAAGCUCUGCGAGUUCAACAGCACCGUCCGCUCCCCCCCCAAGCAGAUGGUUUGGUGCACGCGGCCCCGCAGCCGGCAGCGAGCCGUGGUGGUGGCCUGGGAGCGGCAGCUCAUGGUGGUGGGGAAUUCCUCGGAGUGCAUCCGCUUUGUCCUGGAUGAGGAUUCCCACCUGGUGCCCGAGCUGGACGGGGUCCGGAUCCUGUCCCGCACCUCCCACGAGUUCCUGCACGAGAUACCAGAGGCCAGCCAGGAAAUCUUCCGGAUUGCCUCCAUGGCCCCGGGGGCUCUGCUGCUGGAGGCACAGAAGGAGUACGAGAAGGAGAGCCAGAAGGCCGACGAGUACCUGCGGGAGAUCCGGGAGCAGCAGCUGCUCCCCGAGGCCGUGGGCCAGUGCAUCGAGGCCGCGGGCUACGAGCACGAACCCCACACCCAGAAAUCGCUGCUGAGGGCAGCUUCCUUCGGGAAGUGCUUCCUGGACAAGUUCCCCCCGGAGAGCUUCGUGCGGAUGUGCCAGGACCUGCGGGUCCUCAACGCCAUCCGGGACUACCAGAUCGGCAUCCCACUCACCUUCACCCAAUACAAACAACUCACCAUCGAGGUCCUGCUGGACAGGUGAGGGACCCC